GGGCAAGUGACUCGUCCUAAAGCGAUCCGGGACGGUAAAGUAAAAAGCCUAAAACGCGUCGGUGGGUUAUCUUUGCAGACCAUCUCUCGCUCGCUUUUGCCCUCUAUUUUUUUUCAAUUCCUUUUCAAGCAAAGGCGCCCCAUUUGAUGUCCCUACCCCCCAGCCCCAGCUAACGCUCCCAGUUUCUGCACUCUCACUCUCUCUCCACGCUCAUCAUCAAUCUCUUCUUUCGCCAAUUUCCCCUUCCUUUCUCUUAGAUUCCCACAAGUUUUCUUGCCCUCGAAUGAAUUUUUCUCGAGCAAUGGAAACAACCCACAAAGGAGAAAUCUGCAUCUUCUUCGCCCUUGUUGUGAUCUUAGCAUCAGCCCAAGUGACUGCAAAUUCCUGGGUUGGCUCAAAGUACCAGAUCGAAUGCACAAUGUGCUCUGCCUGCGACAAUCCGUGCAACACACAGUCGCCGCCACCGCCGUGUCCGUCGCCGCCUCCCCCAUCCCAUUCUCCUCCGCCGCCUUCCCCGCCCAGCUCCGGCAGCUACUACUACUCCUCCCCGCCGCCGCCCCCCCAGCCCUCCUACUCCUACCCGCCCCCCCAGCCCUCUUACUCCUACCCGCCCCCCCAGCCCUCCUAUUCCUACCCGCCCCCCACCGGCGUCAUCGGCGGAUUGUACCCUCCUCCGCCUUUCCGGAACUUCCCGGCGCCUCCGCCGCCGAACCCAAUUGUUCCGUACUUCCCAUUCUACUACCACAGCCCUCCGCCACCUUCAGGCUCCGCUCAAUUAACGGCUUGCGCUGUAGUUUACGCCAUCGCUCUGAUGCUUUCAAGCUUGUUCCUUUUUUGAGGUACUAAAUUAAAACUUGAAGAAUGGGAAAUUAGUGGAGAAUAACGUGGCAGAUUUGCAGAUCUACAAGGGGAAGAAGGUGGAGAUGGUGGUGGGAACUCUCUUGAAUUUCCGGAAAUACCCUUCCUGCAUAGAGCUAAGAAAGGAGCUGAAUCCAGAAAGCUCUGACAGAAUGUAAUCACCCUCUCUCUCUCUCUUUCUCUCUCUCUCAAACUCUGCAGCAAUUUCUGUACUUCAGUGACAAUUUAUGCCUUUUUUUUUUUGUCUAGUAACUUGAAUUUGUUGUAUAAAAGAGCAAUUAAAUUCGUAAUUUUUGCUGAAUUAUAAUGCCUUAAUGUCCUUUCUGAUUACACCUCCGAAAAGAUUAAUCCAC
Messenger RNA from Diospyros lotus (date-plum), 1211 nucleotides. RefSeq names its product extensin-like. NCBI's taxonomy places the organism in Eukaryota, Viridiplantae, Streptophyta, Magnoliopsida, Ericales, Ebenaceae. The coding region runs from base 284 to 838 and encodes 184 amino acids. The record is from RefSeq and is a predicted model, not a curated record. The transcript has a single exon.